Solanum lycopersicum (tomato) is the source of this 1211-nucleotide messenger RNA. The record is from RefSeq and is a predicted model, not a curated record. Lineage: Eukaryota; Viridiplantae; Streptophyta; Magnoliopsida; Solanales; Solanaceae.
GCAUUAGAAAUUUAUUUAAUGUUUCCAAACGAAUCCUUAAUCUAGCUUACUAUUAAUUAAAGAGAAGACUAAGCACCUUAUGCAAGCUUUAAAAAGUGAAAAACCUUCACAUGGCUAACUAUACCAAACACACCAUUAAUUUGACUUUUGUAAGGUCUUCCAAGUUGCAGUUGCAAAAGACUUCCAAGUCAGAUUGAGAAUUAAAAAAUUAAGGAGUCAAUAAUUAGGUUGCGUUCCAACUUUAAGAAUUCCAAGUGCUCAAAGAAGAGUUUUUUCACUAAUUUUGCUCUCUCACCAACCGACUUUAGUUUAAGGAAAAUGACCAUACUUUUUUUCUUUAUAUAUAGUCCAUAUAUUCACUCAUAAUUUUCAUCAAUUCAACCUAAUUCUCUGCUUCAUUAGCAAAUUAAACUUGCUAUAAUAUAUAUACUAAUGGCUUUUGCUUAUAAUGCACAAGCAUUUCCCUUACUUACAUUAUUGUUCUCAUCCAUGUUUGCAAUUGGUCUAGCCAAUUAUGACUUCAAUUGGGGCUCUACAACAUGGAACAAAACCAAUUUCCCUUAUACUCAUCCACCAAAUGCUACUCACACCUCCAAUAGAUUCAUCGUUGGAGGUUCCGAAAAUUGGCAUUAUGGCUUCAACUACAUGGAGUGGGCUCGAAACAAUACUCCUUUCUUUGUUAACGAUACCUUAGUGUUCAAGUAUGAUCCACCAAAUGCAAAUAGCACCGGAUUUCCACACAGUGUUUACUUAUUCCCAAACUAUUGGAGCUUUAUUAAGUGCGACUUCAGAAAAGCUAAAAGAAUAGCGGAUCCAACUGAAGGUGCAGGGGAAGGAUUUGAGUUUGUGUUGAAGAAAAUGCAGACUUAUUAUUUUGGUUGUGGAGAGCAUAAAGGCAUCCAUUGCAAGACUUGGAACAUGAAGUUUGCUGUGAUGCCUCUUAAACAUUGGCGUUUCUGAAUUAUAAGAGAGCAACAUGUUGGAAGAUUAAUUAUACUGAUUAUAUUUUUUUCGUUAUAUUUUUUUUUGUUUUUUGCUUGAAUAAAUUGGAGUCUAGUCUAUUUCUCUCUUUAAAUUGGUGUUUCUUAGAUUAUUGUUUCAUAUCACUAUUUGUGAACUAAGUUCUAGUCUAUUUAUCUCUCUAAAUUGUUGUGUUUAAAUUGAGAGGAAAAUGCCUCUAUAUAUUUGUCCAAACUUAGGGACUUUUAACA